GCACGCAACUUUCAGGAUUUUGACUGCCAGGAGCAUGACAUUGAGACUCCUCAUGGUGUUCUUCAUGUGACGAUGAGAGGUGUUCCUAAGGGCAACAGGCCUAUCAUCCUCACCUAUCAUGACAUUGGCCUUAAUCACAAGUCAUGCUUCAACACUCUUUUCAACUACGAGGACAUGCAGGAGAUCACUCAGCACUUUGCUGUUGUCCACGUGGAUGCACCCGGCCAGCAGGAGGGCGCACCCCCCUUCCCCAGUGGCUAUCGCUAUCCAACUAUGGAUGAGUUGGCCGAAAUGCUGCCUUCUGUGAUGACUCAGCUGAAGGUCAACAGCGUUAUUGGCAUUGGAGUGGGAGCAGGAGCAUACGUCCUUACCCGCUUUGCUCUGAACAAUCCUACGCUGGUGGAGGGGCUGGUGCUCAUCAACAUCGACCCAUGUGCUGAAGGCUGGAUUGACUGGGCAGCUUCAAAACUGUCUGGAUGGACCAGUAACCUGGUUGAUAUUGUCAUGGCUCAUCAUUUCAGCAGUGAUGAGCUAACAGAGAACCAGGAGCUGAUCCAGACUUACCGGUUACACAUUGCCCAGGACAUCAAUCAGGACAACUUGGCCCUCUUCUGUGGCACCUACCAAUAUCGCCAGGACUUGGACAUUGAACGGCCCAUCGUAGGUUUGAAUGAGCACACCGUCAACACGCUAACGUGCCCUGCUUUGUUGGUGGUUGGUGACACAUCACCUGCUGUGGAUGCUGUGGUGGAGUGCAAUUCCAGGUUAAAUCCAACAAAGACCACUCUGUUGAAGAUGGCUGAUUGUGGAGGUUUGCCCCAGGUGGUGCAGCCUGGGAAACUUGCCGAGGCCUUCAAGUACUUUGUUCAGGGAAUGGGCUACAUUCCCUAUGUCCUUCUCAGUCACCUGAGCAACGAAUCAGUGCCGUCGGCAGGAAUGACUCGACUGGCUCGCUCGCGCACCGCCUCUUCUUCCAGCACCACCUCCAUGGACAGCAGCAGUCGCAGCCGCCACAACUUGAACAGCCUGCUGGAAAACAACGCUCCCGCCGCGCUGGACCGCCAGGCCGGACCCCAGACCAUGGAGGUGUCCUGCUAA
Messenger RNA from Nerophis lumbriciformis (worm pipefish), 1098 nucleotides. The record is from RefSeq and is a predicted model, not a curated record. NCBI's taxonomy places the organism in Eukaryota, Metazoa, Chordata, Actinopteri, Syngnathiformes, Syngnathidae.